CGCCGCUGAUUGGUGGAGCCUCGGCAGGCGGAAGUCGAAGGCGCUUGGGGAUUCCCCGCGAGGGAAGUUCCAGCUCAUUGUAAAACAUACAAAAUGUUCAUUUGUACGAAAUAGUUCAUUUCCUCCCGUUAAACGCGUAAAUAUACGUGUGGCACCGUCGCGAUGUCCAAACUGCGUUUAAGUGUAUGUGUUUGGGCUGUCUCGGAGUGAAGCUGUUACUGACAGGUCCUGUUGCUGAUCUCACUCCUCUGAGUUAAAGAAGGGGUUUGUGUGUGCCUGGGACGAGGGCCCGGGACCACCCGUUCGGAAUGUUACUGAAGGCCCCGGAAUGGACAGGAACAUCAGUGAGCAGCUCAACAAAGCCUUCGAAGCGUACCGUAAUGCGUCUAUUGAAAAAGAGUUGGCCAGAAAGGAACUUCAGCAUAAGACCGAGCAGUAUCAACGGCACACUCAGCAGCUGGAGAGACAGAUAGAGGAGCAGGCCAAGACCAUCUUAAAUCUCAAAGCUGAGCUCGGCUCGCUCCGUAAACAUGCACCAGAGGAGGUCUGUGAGCCUGCGUACAGAAAACAGGAAGUAGAAACCUUGUCACCUAGCGAUCAUCGCUCUGACAACCCGUCCAGUUCCCACAGGACUAACCAUUUCCUGAUAAACGAACCCACAGAGUAUUCUGGGAUUCUUCCUCGUACAAAAUCUGCUCCCUGCGCAAUGAAGAGUGAGAAUUUUCUGGACACUUGGCAGGAAAUCCAGGGGACUUUCCAGAGGAUUCAGACUCUAACCAGAAGGCAGAAAGAUCACCUGAAGAGAAUACACAAAGGAAACGAGACCUCUAAUGUGCAGUUUUCCAUGCCCAUCCAGUGCACCGACGACACGGCGGAACAAGCCGAGGUGCCCUUUUCCUCAGCGCUAAGGCCAGAGGUCAGCGAAUCUUCGACCUCCGCGUCCCUCGCAUCACGCGGCGCCGUUCCAGACGACGCCAUUUUCGAUUCCCUAAGAGGCCUGAGUGUGAAGUUUCCCCCAAACACAGACGACGAGUACGACUUUCUCAACAGUACACCGGAUAAACGGGUGGACCUGCCUCUGCACAGGCUGGACAUGGGAGACCAAAUGCACACAAUGAGGGAGGAGUCUUAUUCGUCAUACUCCGCCCCCUGUUCGUCAGCUCACACAUCUGCAUCUUCUGCGUCGCACGAAAAUGUACGAGGACCCCAACAGCUUUUUUGGACUCCAGACCUCCCGGACUUGUCGGCCCAGGCGUCGGGGACAGACGCUCAGCAGAUGAACAGCCGAGAGAAGUGUGCCUUUUGCAAGGAUGAUGUACCCCCAAAUCACAUGUAUAGCCACCUCAAUUCACACUUCAAGAACAAAGCUGGCGAUUGACACACGCGGGCAAGGGGUCGCCCGCCGGACUGAAACGGGCUUUAUUCGUGGCUUUGUUAAGUAGCACGGCACCCGUCUGAACACAUUUGCUCACGUCCGUCAGUGACACGAUGAAGAGAGCGGAACCUUACUCUGUCGUUUAUUUAAUUAGGAGAACUUUAAACGGUUCAUUUUAGAAUGGUUAUGUCUUAAUUAAUCUUUUUAGCUGCAUUUUAGUUGGAGGCAUUCCGAUGACUGGCAGUUUAACUGUAGAAUACUUCCUUUUUAAAGUCAUUUGAUUUGAUAUGGCAACAUCAAAGAUAUCCUCAUCUCAGAGGGUGAGUUGUAAAUGCUGUUUAUCUGAGCUCAGAGAAUUAAACGUCUCACCGGUGUACUUUUAUCCGAAUGCAUCCCAAACUAAAGAACAAGCUCUUAUCUGUGCUAUGCAUAUAUCAAAAUAAAAACAAAAUAUCAAUUUCUGGGGCUACUUCAUAGUGGUACAAAUGUCAGGCAGUCCCAAGCCUUUUACGUAUAUGAAUAUAUAACAUUUGGGAAUGUAUUCACCCUGUUUCAGGCAUAUAAGAACCCAUCACGGUAAUUAUGUGAUACACAAAUGCUUGUUUUCUCUAGCAAUGGUUUUGUUUGUUGGUUUCUUAAAUUAGAGUAAUUUUUGUGCAUCCUUUCCUCCGAGCUAAAUUCCAAUAUCACAUUUUUGUAAUAUCUUUUUUUAAAGUGAACACAAUAAAACUACACUGACAUACAUUAAGAGAAGAGUGACUAAUUUGACCAGAAAGCUUGAAUUGUGUCCUCAGGACAAGAGCUUGUUUCUUAAAUGUCAGGUCGGGGCGAGUUGUCGCAUUUUUAGCUACACUUUUAUUCGGAAAAAUGUUCUAUUGAAAUGUUGUGGAAGUAAUAACUCCUAAUUGCUUUAAUUUGAUAACUUAAUUUUAAUGUGUACCACCUGUAUGAGGGAAUCUGUUCUUAAUGAGAAAUAAUUCCAAGAUAAUCAUCUCAACGAUAAACACCAUCUGGUUUACGAAAGCACUUCUGCACAGGUAUUUCAGGUUAAUUAAAACUUCAUUUCUACACUGAGAAUCCAAUACAAGCUCAAUUUGUGAUUACAUGCACAAUUAUCUUAUGAUUUAUACUGCAUUACUUUGUGGCCUGCUUGCUAUUAAGCCUGAUCAGGGCUCUGUGGUUCAUCCACAUGAAUGAACUGACGCUGAGAAAUACUAACCGAACGUUUUCUAGCUCACAGACUGUGAAUUAGCUGCUCGGAUACCAAAACAGUCUUCCAUUUGGUUUUCGUACGAUCGCAUUAUACCUCUAAACUGCACUGUGCUCUGGUGUGUACAGAUGUGCUUGUGUUUUUAUUGGAAUAUCUUAAACCAUGUCCUUGAUGCUGCAUUGGACUGUGUGUGUGGAUAAUUAGCAGCGUCGUAAACAAACGUAAUCAUUUUCAGUAAUUCCAGUGACGACGUGUUGAGCAGAUAGUCAAAUGUGUGUAAUGGCACACGUGUGUGCAGUGAAGACCUCGCAGCGCCCAGGAUUACAGCCUGCUAACAUACGCGCACACACACACACCCCAUAGAUGAGCUGGUGUGAAGAAGAGGAGCUGGUUUUUGUGGUUGUUUUUCACACUGGCAGACUGGCGCUGCACAUGGGGACUUUUGCAAUGUUUCGCUGAUUUGCUGAAGAAAAGAUCCCCUAAAAAUAUUGAUUUAAGGGAUAAUGUACAACCAGCCGGUCAUUAUCGCAAAAUAAACACUGAUAGGGUUAUUCAGCAACACAAAGCGGGCGUUUAUUUUGCGAUAAUGACCAGCUUACUGUGUGUAAUCCUGGUUAUAGGGCUGUUCCGUUUGUGGUUUUAAAACCUGAAAGAGAAUCAGCAUUUUCAAGUCAUAGCUUCCCUCUGGAGUUUCCUAUCGGGUGCUGGUUAGCGAGUCUGUGGUGCAACAAAUUAUACACAGUCAUAUGUGAAUUUUUAAGCCAUUAUGUAAUGUAACUUUUUAACAAGCUUCUACAUGAGGACUACAACAAACGAAAUUGAAUUUGCAUGCUUGGCAAAUCUGAAAACUCCUUGUUUAGCAACUUUAAUUUUAAAGUCUAUUCUGAAAACCCAUUGGAAAUUCCCUUGGGAGCCCAUGAUGACUGAUCCGUGUCAACCUACAAACUGAUGUCAUGACUGAACAGCUCUAUUUACUGCUACUUACCAAAUAAAUAACUUGAAAUAUCAAUUGA
This is a messenger RNA of Megalobrama amblycephala (Wuchang bream), 3598 nucleotides long. It is a transcript of the gene tank, whose product is annotated as TRAF family member-associated NFKB activator. The transcript is spliced from 8 exons. Gene Ontology annotation, biological process: canonical NF-kappaB signal transduction. The coding region runs from base 329 to 1378 and encodes 349 amino acids. Lineage: Eukaryota; Metazoa; Chordata; Actinopteri; Cypriniformes; Xenocyprididae. The record is from RefSeq and is a predicted model, not a curated record.